Dicrocoelium dendriticum is the source of this 1223-nucleotide messenger RNA. NCBI's taxonomy places the organism in Eukaryota, Metazoa, Platyhelminthes, Trematoda, Plagiorchiida, Dicrocoeliidae. The record is from the annotation of a GenBank genome assembly.
GACCAGUAGGUCUGUUACGACCUACGUACGCAUCGAACACAGAAGUCUACUGAAUCCUCGAGCGGAGGCGUACUUCGCCACGAUCCAAUGGUGGGAGAUUCCUCUCUGAAGGAAGAUCUCGAUAGUUUCGAGGACAACGCUCGGCCGAGUCCACAGAUGGGAGAACCCUUGUGUCUCGGUAUUUGGACACCGAAGUCCGAACCUACAGAAGUGCAAUCGUUAGCGGUGUCUCCAAAGGGGAAAACAACUGACACACUCCAGAAUCCUUGCGCGAAAGACUUAGUGGAUUCCAAGACACAGUGUACUUCCGAGCAGUCAUCGAAUACUGAGCAGGAUGGGUCUGUGAAGCAACCGGAAGCGCAUUGCAGAUCGGCGAUUGAUGCAGUGGUGGCGCCCUCUGUUCCCAAACAAGGUCAGCGCGUGUACACGUGUGGCUUCUGUGAUAAUGUAUUUUCACGAGCAACUACACUUCGAAGGCACUUCUAUUCUGUCCACAUGAAAGAGCGAACUCAUAUCUGCGAGUACUGCGGGAAAUCGUUUUUCGAUAGGUUCCAGCUUCAGGCUCACGUGACUUGCGUCCACACAAAGCAACGAGAUCAUGUAUGUGAAUACUGUGGAAACUCGUUUAUCUUAAAGAACCACCUCCAAGCACAUGUAAGGGCUGUACACUUGAGGGACCAAAUCUACCGAUGUGAAUCUUGCGAUAAGUGUUUUUAUGAAAGGCAAAAGCUUCGAAAACACAUGGACACCGUGCACUUGAGGCUUCAGAACCAUAGAUGCGAACAUUGCGAUAAAUCCUUUACGGAAAAGGGAAAUCUGCGUAAACACGUUGACGCAGUGCAUUUGAAACACCGAGCACACGCAUGUGAGUACUGUGAGAAAUCUUUUUCCCAAGCUGCUCAUCUCAGGGCUCACGUAAUCUCCGUCCACUCGAAGGAACGCAUCUUCGUAUGUGUACAUUGUGAUAAGUCGUUUGCUCGGAACAGCAAUCUUCGACGACAUCUGAAAGUGGUUCAUUCUGGUGACUCGCGGACGGAAACGUGAAAGCGAGGUAACCAUCCGUAGUGGCAUAUCUCCACACUCUGCAUUCGACGACACACUGAAACUCUUAUUCUCAUUUUCGGUAUAUUUGUAACCUUGUCUUCGAACUUCUCCUUGUGAUAAAAGCUUUUUUGCAAUAUCCACGCCGACCUGUUGUUUGAUCCACACUGCGAUCGUAGCGG